This is a messenger RNA of Colletotrichum acutatum, 1373 nucleotides long. Its product is annotated as dihydroorotate dehydrogenase. Gene Ontology annotation, biological process: 'de novo' pyrimidine nucleobase biosynthetic process; pyrimidine nucleotide biosynthetic process. NCBI's taxonomy places the organism in Eukaryota, Fungi, Ascomycota, Sordariomycetes, Glomerellales, Glomerellaceae. The transcript has a single exon. The coding region runs from base 265 to 1293 and encodes 342 amino acids. The record is from RefSeq and is a predicted model, not a curated record. Gene Ontology annotation, cellular component: cytoplasm. Gene Ontology annotation, molecular function: dihydroorotate dehydrogenase activity.
CCCGCCCCGCGCCCGACUUCCCUUCCGCGGCGCGAUAUCUGAUCCUCAAGACGUCCUUCUCUUACUCUCACCCUCACUCACGCCAGCUCUCCAUAUAUCUCAGAACUUUUUCCACCUAACCACCAAACCUCCUCGAGUCUCACCAAUAUCAGCGACUCAUACCUUUUCUCAACUCUUCUCUCACACCAUAGACCUCUAAACUCGCCCUAAACACAGCAAUCCGCCUCACAUCACCAUACCACGACUCUUCCAAGAUUAUCCAAAAUGCAAGCCCCCCCUCCCCCAGAACUAAGAAUCUCCCCGCCGCUCCUAAACUCAGCAAACCCAUGGUGCACAACCCUCGACGACCUCCAACGACUUCAUGCAUGCCCCCACACAGGCGCCCUCACGACGCGAACCUCCCUCCUCGCAGGCUUCGCCCACAACGACGCAAGCCACCAAUACACCUUCUUCGACCCCUCCACCGCAGAACCCUCCGCGGCGCCAAACUCCUCUACCCCGGAAGCGCCCCGCGCUCAACUCGGGCCCGCGGACGUCGCGUCCCUGAAUAACCUGGGCUACUCCCCGUUACCCCUCCAAACCUACCUCGACUUCAUCAGCCAACUUCCGGAAGGCCACGGCCACCACCGCAAACUCAUCAUCAUCUCCGUCACAGGCUCCCCCUCAGAGAUCGCACAAUCCUACGCCCUCAUAGCCUCCUUCUCCUCCAAAACAACCCACCCGCUCGCAAUGGAAAUAAACCUCUCCUGCCCCAACAUCGCCACCGCCGCACCCCCGGCCUCAGACCGCGCCCAGCUGCUCGCCUACCUCGCGGCCCUGCCCCGGGAACCCCUCCUUCCCAUCGGCCUCAAGACGCCCCCCUACACCCACCUGGCGCACUACGCCGAGCUCAUCGCCGCGCUGCGCGAGGAUUCCACCGUCGUCACGCCAAAAGCCAUGCUCAAGGUGCCCUGCAAGAUCAGCUUCAUCACCGCCGUCAACACGCUCGGCUCGUGUCUCUUGCUCGAGGGCGACGACCACAGCCCGCGACUUCCGGGGUCUGGACUUGGUGGGAUGGCCGGGGCGCCUUUGCAUCCGCUGGCGCUGGGAAACGUAAAGACCAUUGCAGAGUUGGUCGCGCGAGAGCCGGAGUUGUUGCACAUCAAGGUUAUUGGUGUCGGUGGCGUCUCGGAUGCUAAUGGAUUCAGGCGGAUGAAGAGUGUUGGUGCGUAUGCUGUUGCCGUUGGGACGGCAUUAGGAAGAGAAGGAAUAGAUGUCUUUGAAAAGAUAGCUUCUGGACUUGAAAAACGCUGAGUACAGCUCUGGAUAGCAUCUUGGAAUGGUCGAACGUUCACACAGACAAUGCGCAAGAUUCACAUAGUUGAGUUCGUGGA